GGGAUCUCAGCUAGGGGCGGGAGAGACUAUAUAAAGGCCACGCCAGGGUUGUGACGCAGUUAGCUUCGCUGUACUCUUUGUGACCGGUUGUUUGUCUGUCUAGAGCGCCGUCCUUGCGAAAAUGCAGAUCUUUGUGAAAACCCUGACAGGGAAAACCAUCACCCUAGAGGUGGAGCCCAGUGACACCAUUGAGAAUGUCAAGGCCAAAAUCCAAGACAAAGAAGGCAUUCCUCCAGAUCAGCAGAGGCUGAUCUUUGCUGGAAAGCAGCUGGAAGAUGGGCGCACCCUGUCUGAUUACAACAUCCAGAAAGAAUCCACCCUGCACUUGGUCCUGCGCCUCAGAGGUGGUAUGCAGAUCUUUGUGAAAACCCUGACGGGCAAAACCAUCACCCUAGAGGUAGAGCCCAGUGACACCAUUGAGAAUGUCAAGGCCAAAAUCCAAGACAAAGAAGGCAUUCCUCCAGAUCAGCAGAGGCUGAUCUUUGCUGGAAAGCAGCUGGAAGAUGGGCGCACCCUGUCCGACUACAACAUCCAGAAAGAAUCCACCCUGCACUUGGUCCUGCGCCUCAGAGGUGGUAUGCAGAUCUUUGUGAAAACCCUGACGGGCAAAACCAUCACCCUAGAGGUAGAGCCCAGUGACACCAUUGAGAAUGUCAAGGCCAAAAUCCAAGACAAAGAAGGCAUUCCUCCAGAUCAGCAGAGGCUGAUCUUUGCUGGAAAGCAGCUGGAAGAUGGGCGCACCCUGUCAGACUACAACAUCCAGAAAGAAUCCACCCUGCACUUGGUCCUGCGCCUCAGAGGUGGUAUGCAGAUCUUUGUGAAAACCCUGACGGGCAAAACCAUCACCCUAGAGGUAGAGCCCAGUGACACCAUUGAGAAUGUCAAGGCCAAAAUCCAAGACAAAGAAGGCAUUCCUCCAGAUCAGCAGAGGCUGAUCUUUGCUGGAAAGCAGCUGGAAGAUGGGCGCACCCUGUCUGAUUACAACAUCCAGAAAGAAUCCACUCUGCACUUGGUCCUGCGCCUCAGAGGUGGUAUGCAGAUCUUUGUGAAAACCCUGACGGGCAAAACCAUCACCCUAGAGGUAGAGCCCAGUGACACCAUUGAGAAUGUCAAGGCCAAAAUCCAAGACAAAGAAGGCAUUCCUCCAGAUCAGCAGAGGCUGAUCUUUGCUGGAAAGCAGCUGGAAGAUGGGCGCACCCUGUCUGAUUACAACAUCCAGAAAGAAUCCACUCUGCACUUGGUCCUGCGCCUCAGAGGUGGUAUGCAGAUCUUUGUGAAAACCCUGACGGGCAAAACCAUCACCCUAGAGGUAGAGCCCAGUGACACCAUUGAGAAUGUCAAGGCCAAAAUCCAAGACAAAGAAGGCAUUCCUCCAGAUCAGCAGAGGCUGAUCUUUGCUGGAAAGCAGCUGGAAGAUGGGCGCACCCUGUCAGACUACAACAUCCAGAAAGAAUCCACUCUGCACUUGGUCCUGCGCCUCAGAGGUGGUAUGCAGAUCUUUGUGAAAACCCUGACGGGCAAAACCAUCACCCUAGAGGUAGAGCCCAGUGACACCAUUGAGAAUGUCAAGGCCAAAAUCCAAGACAAAGAAGGCAUUCCUCCAGAUCAGCAGAGGCUGAUCUUUGCUGGAAAGCAGCUGGAAGAUGGGCGCACCCUGUCCGACUACAACAUCCAGAAAGAAUCCACCCUGCACUUGGUCCUGCGUUUAAGGGGCGGUAUCUGAACUUGCUCCUACUAGCAUCUGAAUAAAAGUUUCUCUGCACCUUGUUCCAAUAAAGCUGUUGCAUUCACAA
Molecule: messenger RNA, 1793 nt
Organism: Gopherus flavomarginatus (Mexican gopher tortoise)
Lineage: Eukaryota; Metazoa; Chordata; Testudines; Testudinidae
Gene: UBC
Product: ubiquitin C
Exons: 2
Coding region: 122-1723 (533 amino acids)
Biological process (GO): modification-dependent protein catabolic process; protein ubiquitination
Cellular component (GO): cytoplasm; nucleus
Molecular function (GO): protein tag activity; ubiquitin protein ligase binding
Source: RefSeq, a predicted model, not a curated record